Messenger RNA from Drosophila simulans, 4004 nucleotides. RefSeq names its product DNA ligase 4 (gene DNAlig4). Bases 167 to 2923 code for a protein of 918 amino acids. Gene Ontology annotation, cellular component: DNA-dependent protein kinase-DNA ligase 4 complex; DNA ligase IV complex. Gene Ontology annotation, molecular function: DNA ligase (ATP) activity; ATP binding; DNA binding. Gene Ontology annotation, biological process: nucleotide-excision repair, DNA gap filling; double-strand break repair via nonhomologous end joining; DNA biosynthetic process. The record is from RefSeq and is a predicted model, not a curated record. Lineage: Eukaryota; Metazoa; Arthropoda; Insecta; Diptera; Drosophilidae. The transcript has 4 exons.
AAUAGCUUAAAAUUGAAAGAGUCUCUGCCACUAACUUCCGCAUCUUAAUACUGCAACUAAUCUAAAAUGGGUAUCAACUUUGAUUGACAAGCACGGUCACAUUGCUUGAACAGAUGUUCACAAUGAUGAAAUUGUUUACAACAGUAUAUUGUUUUUGAACAACAAAAUGAGCGUAGAUAUAGCCAGCACGAUCAAGUUCCGGGAUAUCUGCGGCCUGUUCGAGAAGCUGAAGGCCACCCAAAAGGUGGUCAACAAGGAGGAGGCCCUCAAGAGCUACUACGAGUCCUUCUGCCGGCACCGCGAAUCCUUUCGCCGGCAAACCGGAUUAAACGACGACCAGCCGGAGGACGGUGCCAGUAGCUUCUAUUCCGUGCUGCGACUGCUGCUUCCGGGUGCGGACACGGGUCGGGAUACCUAUGGAUUGCAAAUCACCGCGCUGGGCAGGCUCUACAUCAGGGUGCUCCAGCUACCCACGGACUCCAGCGAUGCAAUCAGGCUGCAGCACCGCACCGGAACCAUGUACCGGGACUACGGCGAUGUUGUUUAUUCCGUGCUUAAGCCAAGGUGCUUUAAUCCGCCCAGCAAUUUGAGACUGAAUCAAAUCCAUCAGAUGCUGGACACCAUUGCCAACGAGGACACAGAAGUUAAGCAGCAGCAACUCAUCCGGUUUACGGAGCAGGCCUCGCCCGAGGAACAGAAGUGGCUAAUCCGGCUGCUGCUGAAGAGCCUCGGGCUGGGGAUCGGUGAGCAAAAGAUCUUCGGUGUGCUGCACCCCAAGGCGCAGGACAUCUACCAGCGCUGCUCCGAUCUGGGACAUGUGUGCAAUCUGCUGGCAGACCAAACCACCGACCUAGACGCCAGCACCAGCAAGGACAGCAAGGCGGCGGUCAAGUUUGUAAACCUGAAUUCCGUCAUACGGCCAUUCCACCAGAUACGACCCAUGCUGUGCGAACGAUUUCCGGGUGACAUCCAGGAGCUGAUGCAGUCGGAUGUGCUCUAUCUGGAGACCAAAAUGGAUGGCGAACGCUUUCAGCUGCACAUCGAUCGGGGUCGUUUCAUGUACAUUUCCCGCAAUGGAGUGGACUACACCAGGAACUUUGGCCACAGCUACGAUCACGGCACCUUGACGCCAAAGCUGAGGGGACUUUUGCCGCUGGGCCUGGAGUCCAUCAUACUCGACGGCGAGAUGAUGGUGUGGGAUACCAACAAACUGCGCUUUCGGGAAAAAGGCGAGAAUACGGACGUGAAGAGCCUAAAGCCGGAGGGCAGCUGGCAGCCCUGUUUCGUGGUGUACGAUCUGCUAUAUUUUAAUGGCCAGAGUCUGUUGGACCAUACCUACAUUCAGCGGGCGUACAAAUUGCAGAAACUCAUAGUUGAACAGUCGGGUGUGCUGCAGUUGAUGCGUGCACGCAAAAUCGGUUCCGUUCAAGAGUUCAACGAGCUGUACCAGCAGGCACUCGACUCCCACGCCGAAGGCAUUGUGCUGAAGAAGCAGGGAUCAAGAUAUCAGCCUGGCGUAAGACUGGGCGGUGGGUGGUACAAGGACAAGGCUGAUUACAUCAAAGGACUGAUUACCGAGUUCGAUGUGCUGAUCAUCGGGGCAUUCUACAAUCGCAAGCGCACCUUUGUGGACUCAUUUUUACUGGGAGUUCUUCAGCCGGCGCCGCCAGGCAGCUCUAAUCGUCCCGAAGUCUUCAGUAUUGGAGUAGUUGCCAACAAUACGAAACAGCGCGGAGUGCUAAAUCACACACUUAAACCACAUUGGCACGAUGUAGUCAAUGAGCCACCGCCACUGUGGUUUCACUACAAGCCCAAGGAAAAGGCCGGAUGCCCCGAUCUGUGGAUCGAACCGCAGAACUCGGUAAUUUUGCAGGUGAAGGCUGCUGACCUGGCGCCCAAUGGAGCAUUUUUCACCCGAAAAUCGUUGCACUUUCCGCGCACUGAGAUGAAACGAGAUGAUAAGCCCUGGAGCGAGUGUAUGACACUGAAGGAGUUUAACGAUCUCUGCCAGGGUCCUUUGGCCAUCAAGAAGUUAAACAAGCGGCAACUGCGACUAGAAGAUGUGACCACCAAGCGGAAGCAGAUGCGUAUGACGCCCUCGGAGCGUAGCCGACUGGGAUUGGCCGUCUAUGAGAAGCGCUAUGACGCGAGCACCUCCGCUAGCACUUCCAAACUCUUCGACGGUCUGAGCUUUUGCAUACUGAGCGGAUCUGCCGGACGACACAGCAAGCAUCAGCUGCAGGAGCUGGCUGUUAAAAACGGUGGCUGCAUCGUGGAGAACCCCCUGCCCAAUGAUCCAAAGUGCUUUUGCAUCGCAGGCGAUGAGACGUUUUUAGUUAAGCGGCUCAUCCUUCAGCAGCCACGCACCUGUGACAUUGUGCGCAUGGAGUGGCUGCUUAGGGUCUGUCAGAAGCAGGAGCUUGAACUGAGGCCUAGAGAUCUUAUUGCGGCCACUGAACCACUGCAGCAGGAUCUGGCUGAAUGUUUUGACCGGCACGGUGAUAGCUACACCAAAGACAUUGCCAACGUGGAGGAGCUGCAGGAUCUGCUUCAAGGCAUUGAUUUAACAGCUGAUAAUGUGGCUGGCAUAACCGCAUCUAACCUAAAUGCUCUGGAGGAUCAGCUUCUGGAUGGGAAAAAGAAUCUGAACAUGUUCCGCCACCUUAAUGCGUUCUUCUACAGUCCGCAUGGUGAUGAACUGGCUAAGCUUCUGUUUCUUCAAAACGGCGGCCGGAUAGUCGACGAUUCCGAUCCGCAACUAAAUCUGGGAUUUAUCUGUAUGUCUUCCGACAUCGAUAACGACCACUUGGAGCACUGGCGGCAAAAUCAUUCCAAGUUGAGCGCUGACAAGGUCUUAAACUCGGCGUGGAUCCAUCAGUGCCAUCGCGAAGGCAUCCUACUUCCUAUGCACUCUUUUAUCUAACUCGAUGAGUUUGUUAACGCUUUAUAGUUUUGUACAAAAUUUACCUGUUAUCAUUGUUAUAAAAUUGUAAUUUAAUUUCUUACCAUAAUUAUGUAAUUAUUAUCCCGAAUUCUAAUGUUAUAUCAAAAAGAUUUGCAUGUAUAUUUUGAAGAACAAUAGUAGAAUGACAAUAAGUACACAAAAAAGUUAUUUUUCAAUGAUUUCGUUUUUUAUUCACAUAAAAAGAGAUAACGAGCAGAAUAGUAUUGAUUCCGUUGGGAGGAUUUUGGACAAAUUUUGGGGGUAGUAUGGAUAUUAGGUUCGUUAUUUCGCCAAUUGAUACGUUCGACAGUUCGGUUACAUAAUUCAGGGAGUUCUCUUCGGGAUUUUCAAUAGUUUAUCGGUUCUGCACUUUCGGCAAUAAGAACAUCAAAAAUACAUUUAUUUUAUUCAUUGUAAAGUUAGAUAUAUGUUUGUAUAUAUAUAACAUAAAUAAUGUAUAUAUAGGUGUAUAACAUUUAACACUAACAAUUCUUAAGCGCGAGCUCUUCGCUCCCUCUUUCUCUCUCUCUAUUUCUUUCUCUGUCUCUCUCUAUCUCACUUGCACCUACUAACUCUAUCUCUUUCGUUCAUUGACUUGACUUUAACAUUUAAUGAGGAAUAUGCAAUCUCUGAGAUUGUUUAACACAUUUAUCGACUCUAUGAACAUAUAGAUUACGUAUGUCAAUCAAAUUGUUUAAAAUUUACCAAGCUAAUAUCAACAAAAAAAAAAAACUAUGUUUAAGUUUCUCAGUUAGUUCGAUUCAUGGGAGUGGGCGAAAUUCGUGGUUGGAAUAUUUGUAGAUGUUUAUACAUAAAUUGUUGGGCUUGGGCAUACAAAUGCAGAGUACUCUCGAUCUUGAUCUUUAUUUGGGGUAUAACAAUCGGUAUACUAAACUUAGUCGUUACUUUUCAAUGUAGUUUGGUUGUGGGUUUGUUCUCUUAUAUUUUCACUUUUGUGUUUCUUAUUCCGGCAUGGUAAUUAGGUUACAACGCUACACAUAACAACUAUCAACAUUUAGGGUAUGCAUAAUAAUAGCGAUAUCAUAAUAAUAAUAAUAAU